Procambarus clarkii (red swamp crayfish) is the source of this 3534-nucleotide messenger RNA. Its product is annotated as sialin. NCBI's taxonomy places the organism in Eukaryota, Metazoa, Arthropoda, Malacostraca, Decapoda, Cambaridae. Gene Ontology annotation, molecular function: transmembrane transporter activity. The record is from RefSeq and is a predicted model, not a curated record. Gene Ontology annotation, cellular component: membrane. Gene Ontology annotation, biological process: monoatomic anion transport; transmembrane transport.
ACAGUUCCCUCCUGGGCCUCCACGCGAGCACUCCGUCACUAGAAGUAUAACAGCAGCUAUGAACUUAAACUUGUUUAAGAUAUCUGAUGUCAAAAAUGACGGGGAACAUAAUAUGAGCACAGCAUGGUUGCCAGCGCGAUAUGUCGUCUGCAUGCUAGCCUUCCUGGGAGUCACAUUCAAUUACAUCCUCCGUGUCAACAUCAACUUCGCCCUGGUGGCCAUGGUGAAACAUAACCCUGUCACGGUGACCCACACACCCAGCCACACACCUAGCGACGCCUUCAACCGCUUCCAGGGCGACGUGCUCAUGGGGCCUCAGGAGAUCGUCAUACCAGCCAUAGACAUUUCCACCCACAACGACGCCGUCAACGCCUCCCAGGGAGACGAUUCCCUGCAAUCCGUCUACACCUGCCCAGCGCCUGCUAAUGACACCACAUCGCACACCACCUACAACGGUAACCUGCCCUGGGACGAGUGGACACAAGGGUUGGUAGCUGGGGCUUUCUUCUAUGGCAACGUGGUGUCUCAAUUGCCUGGCGGCCGCCUAGCGGAGCUGUGGGGUCCGUGCAGGGUACUGGGAGGUGCUCUGCUCUCCGCUAGUAUCUUCACCCUCAUGCAACCAGUUUUGGCCAGAGUAUCCUACAUUCUCCUAAUCUUCGCUAGGAUCAUGGUGGGCCUCUCUCUGGGUGUAACUUCACCAGCCAACCAUGCUCUCCUCUCAGGGUGGGCGCCACCUAUGGAGCGGUCUACUCUGUCAGCCAUCAUAUACGCAGGAGUACCGGCAGGUACAGUGGUCGCCUUCCCGGUGUCGGCCUACAUCAUCGACAACCUGGGGUGGGAAGCAGUGUUCUACAUCCAGGGAGCCUUGACGCUCGUGUGGUGCCUCGCAUGGUUCUUCAUCGUCACCGACUCGCCCGCUAGCUUCCGCUGGAUUACCAACCAUGAGAGAAACUACAUCAUUACGUCAAUUGGUGAUACCAAGAGUAAAAAGAGGUCUGCGGUGCCGUGGAAGGCGGUGGUAACAUCGUUGCCAGUGUGGUCGGUGGUGGCUGGUUCAUUUGGUCAUAACUGGGGCUUCUACACUCUCCUCUCAGCCGUCCCACUCUACACCAAGACCAUCCUCCAUCAGGACAUUAAGUCGAACGCGUCAGUGUCGGGGCUGCCGUUCGUGGGCAUGUGGGUGAUGUCCCUGGCCGGGGGCGUGGUGUGCGACUGGUGCCAGCAGCGCUGGGGCACCUCCACCAUCGCUGUCAGGAAAACUUCGCAUUUUUUCGCCAAUAUGGGUCCAGCCGUGUGUGUGGUGGGGCUCAUGUGUGCUGGCUGCGACUGGCACCUCACCGUGGCACUGCUGGUCGUCGGAGUCGCCUUCAAGGGUCUAAUUUUCUCUGGCCACUACAUCAGCCCCAUCGAUCUCGCCCCGAACUUUGCUGGCACCUUGCUGGGCAUCACUAACACCAUCGGCAAUGUUCCAGGCUUCCUCGCUCCUAUGAUCAACGGCGCCAUCAUCAACAACCAGCAAACCCUACCGCAGUGGAGGAUAGUGUUCUUCAUAACUGCCGCCAUCUACGUGCUGGACACAGUCAUCUACCUCGUCUUCGCCUCAGCGGAAGUGCAGCCGUGGAACAAUUCUCAGCUUCAGCACCCCGAGAGUGGGGAGACUAGGGAAGACCAGCACAGCGCCGACAAGACCACGUCUCACCAAAGGGAUUCUCAUCUGUCACAGAUCAACGAUUAUCGUGAAGAAUCAGAGAAUACUAGUAAACACAAAGCUGUGUUUAGCGAAGGGAACUACGCUGACCUUAAAAACCUCAAGCGUACAGGGAGCAACAGUAACAUCAGGGAGGGAACUGCCUGUGAGGAAGGCAACCACAGCUGUCCAGACGGAGAGAGACUCCAGUGUCCUGGGAGGCAGGGAGAUAGUGCGGAUGGCAAGAGUGUUGAGGGCGCAACUAUGGCACAAUUCACCGCGAAGACCAAGGGUAAAGGUCACCUCAAUCCCGCCUUUAACAUUAAUGAAUAGCAACUUCAGCCACUCUGUAGAACAGUCAUAUUUAUGGCGAAAUUUGUGGCAUGUAUCGUGUAAUGUAAGACGAGCUCAGCAUUCCAGCAUUAAAUUUUCAGGCAGGGAGCUCGUAGCGACCAUUCAUCCCUCCAUAUACCAUGUCCUAAAUUUAACCGUUUCACACUAAGUUGUCCAUUCGGUGUUAAAUGUUUAAUUUAGUCAUCUAUUAUUAUGCUAGUUUAUUGUGCACCCUAUACUCAUCUUGUGGGCGGUAGCCCAAAAAGCAUUACAGAGGGCCCAAAAGGGCUUUAUCUGGCUUCAUCUUAGAUUAUUACAUUACAAUUUCAUCUAUCCUUCACACCUUAUAGUUACAAUGUCAGCUAGUUACAGAGAAGGUUCUAUUACAAGAGCUAUAUAUUUACAGUAAGUCAUUAUACAUUAAUGGUAGGUCUUAUCGCUAAUACAUAAUUGUUUGAACAAUGGAGAUACUACAGAGUCAUUUGGGAGCUGUUACCUCCCUAAAGGUAUAAAUCCAAUACGCCCAGUACAGUCCGAUUACGGGCUAUUCAUGCCCGUGCUACCUCUUGGGUGGCUUAAUCUUCUUCAAUCAAUCAAUCUACAGUUCCAUUUACAGGCUCACUAUAGCCCGUGCUACAUGGACAAUUCGUUCUGAGUAGCUAAAUCUAAAACAACAACAACAUGCAGUCCCAUCACUUGAGAAUGAAGUGAACCCAUUUAUAAUUUUAUUUAUUUCUGGGUAAUUUUAGCAAUUACCCAGUAAUUGCUAAACAGAACAAAAUUGCAGUGUACAUACGCGUAAAACUGACCAAGAAAUGAUUCGGUCCACGCCCUUAAUUGAGACGGGGUUGUGAAGUUAGGCUAUACUGCGCUGCCUAAAUAUCUACAUUUCCUCUUAUCUUAGUAUUAUCACCAUCAGCUGAAUAUAAACAGGCUAAGGAAACACAAAACUGACAAUUGCAACUCAUCCUUGCUAAUCUCCACACCGAGGAUUUGUUUACAUCUCGUUUAGUGACAGCCGUCAGGAAAUCAUAAUAUAAACUACUGCAGACUUUUGUUUAAAGACACAGAACAAUGUCUUGCGAAACACUGGAGAAGUAUUUCAGCUUUGUCAAAUCGUUCUUGUCUCUCUCCGCCUGUCAGGACGACAGGUUCUCUCAAAAUGUUUCGUUCGCGAUAAAUAUCAGGCGGAGCUUCACAAGUUCAAUGUUUUUGUGUAUUAUUUCUCCAUAUAUUCGGAGCAGAUGUACAUUUGUUUUAGCAAAUACCUUUUUAACAACAAAAGAUGCCGGGCUAAAAUGUUGAAGCACAAACAGAUCAGGUACGAGACGAGUGUAAAUAUAUGGGAGUGAUCAAUAUAAAUGUGAGAGGUGGGCUGGCUAGCAGGACGAUGUGAGGUGUGGAGGGUGGACCUGCCCGCCACUUUCUCUCCCUCUCAUCCUCUUCAAACUUUAAUGUGUAGUAAAUAUUUUAGCCAGACGUUAUGUAAACCCAAUUACACCUUGUAAUUCGAA